AUGGAAGGAUGGGCCGUUUCGAGGCCUCCCCUCGGUCAGCUGGCGCUGCACGCCCGUGCCAGUUUUCCUGGCACGACUCGGCCGCAUCCUUCGGAGGAUCGGAGCCGGUUGGCGGCGCUCGCCUCCGGCGUGUCCUUGGCUUGGAGAGGACGCUUUGCAAGCGAGAGUCGGCCGUUCUUCCGUACAUGCCGACAUGCGCUGGAGAUGCCCGUGCGAGAAUCUUCCGCGCAGACCAUCGCCGUGUCGGUGCCUCGCUUAGACGAAGAGGUGAAGCAGAAACGUGCUGACCGAUAUCGGCUCCUGGUUUUCACUGAAAUUCUACUGUCUUUCACUGACACGGACGGAGAUAACAUCCGGCUCCAGAAGGAGGGCAUUGCCAUCAACGAGUACGUGAACGACAAGCUCGAGAUCCGGAGCAUGCAGUAUUUCGACAUCGAUGUCCAGGCCCGGUCAUACCAUGAUCCAACCGGCCGGGGCUGGUUCAGACCUUCAGAGGACGUGGAGGAGAUUGUCCGCAAGAGGGACCUCAUGUUUCUGGAGCGUGACUUCCUGGCCAGGUGCUUGAUGACUGUUUGUGGCCUCACCGAGAGCAGCGCCUAUCAGGUGAUGAUGACCGCUCACACUGAGGGCAUGGCGAUGGUCGGGACCUAUACCUUCGAAACCGCCGAGUUGUACUGCGCAGGUCUCAAAGCCAAAGGUCUGAGUGCCGACAUCUUGCCGGUGGAGGACGGUGAGUAG
Messenger RNA from Symbiodinium sp. CCMP2456, 738 nucleotides. NCBI's taxonomy places the organism in Eukaryota, Dinophyceae, Suessiales, Symbiodiniaceae. The record is from the annotation of a GenBank genome assembly.